AAAACCCUGUAUUUUGAGUUAUAAAAUGGAAAAAGAAAAAUGCAUUCCACAUUACACCACAGCCUGUUGCAAGUAGAAGCUGGUUGAGCCCUGUUUGCUGGUAUGCACAGGGGAUGCAAAGGCACCUCCGCAUGCCGGUGCUGCUCUGCUGGCCGGCUGCGAGCAGGGGAAGACACAGGGCUUCGCUGCGGGAGAGCAGCGCUUUGUGGCUUCGGAUUUCUGGGGCUCUGGAGAUGGGUUUGGUGAAAUUGUUCUCCAAAGUUAGAGGAAAGCUGAUGAAACCUGUUGUGGUGCUUUGGUCUCCAGUGUGGGAAUGAGUUUCUUCAGAUAAAAGCAGUGUUUGCGCAGAUGCUGCCUUAAUUGAAGUCCCCGUGAGCAAACAGCAAAUUAAUUCUGCCUUCCUGACUUUAACUCCUUCUGUACCUGAGCACUUGUCCUUUCCACCUGCUGAGAAGAAAUAACAAGAUGCGCCGUGGGUAUUUUGAAAUAUUAACUGACGAAAACAGAGAGUUGUGCAACAUGCUUUGAGCCACCAAACGUUUGCAGGGCUUUGUUCAUCAGUUUGCUGCUUUCAUGUCUCCAGAAAGGACGUGUAUGUACUUCACAGAAAAAUAAGUUAUUGAUAACAGUCUUGCAAAUGCCUCUGCUGUGUGAGCAAGCAUGCAAGGAGGCAGGAUGGUAGUGACGUUUUUUACCCCUUUUUCCCGUUACGCUUUAUCUUCCGCCUGACUUUUGUGCUCGAGAUGAAUGUUAGAGGUUGCUGUUUCCUACCUUUCUGUCAGGCUCCUCGUUAGCAGGGGCACGCAGUCCCGGCAGCUGGGGCUUUGCCGGCUCACACGCUCCCGCUUCCCGCUCGGAAGGUUCCCAUUCAUUCCGGAUUGGUGCGGAGCCCGCAGCCCUGGCACCCCCCCGCCCCUCACCGCGCCUCCGGGACGCCAGCUUAGCAUUCACUGGGAGGGAUGCGCUGCUGCUCUCCCCGUAGACCUCCAGGCUGCUGGUUGGAGCCAUCAGGGAGCGGGAGGAAGAAUUACCCUGUGUGUUUGUGUGGCUGCGCUCCAGUAAAUAUUUUGAUGCAUCCGCUGCCAGCUCUGGUCUAAGGGAAUCUACCUAGCAUUUAAAUUUUGAUGGGGAGCUGUUCUGAAUAAUAACGGUGCAGCCGGCUGUGAGUCAGUGCAUGUGUGUUGACUAAAAAAAAAAAAAAAGCCCUCCAAGCUUAACGCUUGCUGAACGCUGAGCUGCAGUGCUUCGCUUUUCCCUCCUCCUUUCUUCUUUUCUUUCUUCCCUCGACUUCCUCUGUUUUGUUUGGUUCUCGUGGGCAUUUCAUGUAGAUUUUGUGCACCGGCGGUGGGAGGGAGGGGAGUGAGAAGAAUCAAAAAAAAAAAGCCCAGCCAAAAUAAAUCCUCCACAAAAACUCCCGAGUAGCGUUUGCAAUGGGUGCUGUAAUGGGCACGUUCUCCUCUCUACAAACGAAACAAAGAAGACCAUCAAAAGAUAAAAUUGAAGAUGAAUUAGAAAUGACUACGGUGUGCCAUAGACCCGAAGGCCUGGAACAGCUCGAAGCACAAACCAAUUUCACUAAAAGAGAGCUUCAGGUGCUUUACAGAGGAUUUAAAAAUGAAUGUCCUAGUGGAGUUGUUAAUGAAGAGACAUUCAAACAGAUCUACGCACAGUUUUUUCCUCAUGGAGAUGCCAGCAUGUAUGCGCAUUAUCUCUUUAACGCGUUUGACACUGCCCAGAAUGGCUCAGUGAAGUUUGAGGAUUUUGUGAUGGCUUUGUCCAUUCUGUUGCGGGGAACAGUUCAUGAAAAGCUAAGAUGGACAUUUAACCUGUACGACAUAAAUAAGGAUGGCUAUAUAAACAAGGAGGAGAUGAUGGAUAUAGUAAAGGCAAUUUAUGAUAUGAUGGGGAAGUACACAUAUCCUGUGCUGAAGGAAGAUGCUCCGAGGCAGCACGUAGAAGUGUUCUUCCAGAAAAUGGAUAAAAACAAAGACGGUGUUGUAACUUUAGAUGAGUUUAUCGAGUCGUGUCAGGAGGAUGACAAUAUCAUGAGGUCCUUACAGCUCUUUGAGAACGUCAUGUAACCACGUCUGGAAAGCACUGGAAGAGUCAGAGACUGCGUGUGUAACAAAGACCUCCUUUCUGGGUGAAAGCUUUUUAUAAUUCAGCCAUGUUCAAUUCAGCCAGUGUGUGAGGAUUUUGUAUGACAUCUUCAACCAAAUGGCAACUGAAUGCAACUGAUCCCAUCUCUCCUCCACAAGAGACAACGGUGGACCUCUAUUUCAUUUUGGAAGCAUGCGAAUACUUUACUAAAACCUGACGAGAGAGCUGCUGCUCGAAGCUCAAUGAGAAAUAUACAGCAUUCUGUCUGCAAGCCACAAGUCCUGCUUUAAUCUGGCAAGCUUGAUUGCGUAUGAUAGCUCAUGUUGAUAGUAUACUCCGCCAUCUAUUACAAGCAAAAAGCUCAGUCCAUACAACCAUAUGGCAAAAUGUUUUAUGGAUGCCUUGCCUCUAAUCUGCUUUGACAAAAAAAAAAAAUCAAAUCUAUGAGGGCCAUCUGUUUUUAAAAAAAAAAAAAAAAAAAAAGAGCGAAUGUACCUAGGACGUUAAGCAGACAGCCCGUGUAGCCAGCAUCCCCAUUUCUGCAGAGAUGUUGCUUCUAUUCUCUCAUGCACUGGUGCCACCAGGCUGAGGCUGGUGGAGGUAUUCCUGAACACGUUCACUAGAGGAACUUCAUGCCAGGGGUUAGUCAGAAAGGAGCAAAGCAUGCGUUGCACAUAGAUGUCAAACUAUCAGACAGAACAAAUCUGUUCAAUGAUGGUAAGUUGUUGCUGGACCAGGUAGGUUUACAAGGGCUGGUAGAGGAAGAUGAAUACCUGCUGUGGUCCCAGCCAUGUUCUGCUGUCCCGGUAGGUUGUGGGACACCAAGCAGUUCUCCAUUGUGCACCUCAGCAGCACCAUGACCGUGUGCAGUGGUCCUUUUGCUGUAGUUUGGCACCUGCUUCCUAGAUGUGUCACUUGAGCAUUUGUAUUUUUCCAUUAGAUGUUAAAGCAAAGUGUUUUCUACUCUAUGGAUUUAUUUAAGCUUUCCAGAUUUCCUUACAGCAGAAAAGAGCCAGGUGGUGCAGCUGUGUUUCCACGUAAGGGCCUCUGCACCCACAAAGUGCCACAUAAAUCUAAUUGGCACCUACGUGGUUGCUGUUAGUUUCAGAUUUGUCUGCCAGGGUAGCUCAACAUUUUCUAUAGCAAGAUCUUUAUCCCACAAGGCAGUUGCAUGACUCGUACAAGCCCUGUUUCCUUACUAAUGCCCCAUAGAGCUCUCUUUUGGGGGAUUGUUGAUUUGCUUCUUUCAAGAGUAAAACAGAAGGAGUCAUGUAACGAAUUUGUACCAAGGUUGGAUUAUGCCCAGUAGAAGUGUCUGCUGAGGAACGUGUCAGCCUGCUUUGCAGAGGACUCUAAGGACAUGGUUUAGUGGGGUUAUUGGUGGAUGGUUGGACUAGGUGAUCUUGUAGGUCUUUUCCAACCUAGCUAAUUCUAUGAUUCUAUGAAAGUGGCUGUUCCCAGGCAGCUGAUGGCUGGGAAACCAAGGGAAGGAGGGAACAGCCACCUGUGCCAGCCGCACGCACCACACACAAAGGAGAAUCCCCUGUCCUAGUCCAGCAUCGCUCCUGUCCAGUAAGCAUAUAUUUUUAUUAUGUCAGAUACUAUAUUGCAAAUAUACUGUUGGCACUGAAGAUAUAUUUUAAAUAUUAUGCAAGUGGAAGCUUUUUAUAACACUAAAUAUAUAGUAUGCCUAAUUUCUGUAGCCCUAUGUUUUAUAAAAAUUUAAUCUAUUGAAAUAUUCCUGAUUACAGAAGUAGGUCUGAUCAGUAGUAGAGUAAUGCUAUGUGUAUUCCUCAAGAUGGGACAUCUUCCCUUUUACUGUGCUUCUGCAUACACUUCUGUGUGGUCUUUGCUUUAUUCCCCCUAGCUGACCACUUGUCGUCAAAAUAGCUGGUCAGCUGAGGGAAGUUACUUGUACCGUGGAAUGACACCUUAGUCUGUCCUGUUCGCUGCCUUGCACAGAAAUACCAUUAAUUAAUUCCUUCUGGUGACUAUAUGGAGCAUAGGAGCUCCAGUGAUGUGCUGGGAUCCACAGAAGGGAUGCAGUGUUGUGAGAGGAGCCCUGUCUUCCAGUUGUCCAAUUAUUGUCUAUUUAGUUUUUGUUUAAUAGGCACUUGAUAAAGACAUCAGCUGUAGCUGGAAUAAUGCCCAAAACAUACGUUUUUCCUUCGUGAUUCUUCUUGUAAUCACUGCAGCAAAUAACAGAAUUCAAUGUAAUGGGCAGCCUGCUUUUUUUUUCCUUCAUCCCUAACGAGCACCUGUCCUUCGUCAGUCUGAGCAGGUGACUUCACUGGUCAAAGGGCCAAAAAAAGGGAAAACAAACGUUUGUGCUGAGUUAUGCAGUGUCUUUCACCUCCAACAGUGAUGCUCCAAAUGUGCUCAUGAGAUGGCAUACGUAGCCUGAACACUUCUCAGAACUGGAACGUGCCUUUUUCAAUAGAACAGAAACAUUAUUAGUUGUGUGAUACCUGUAGUCCCUGGAGCUAAAUGAAUUUCUGGAGCCACUCUGAUGAAUUUGGCCUCAGCUGUGUUUUCAGUCUCUGCUAGCAGACGUGCUGUGUCCCAGGGACCAGGACUGCUCUGGGUCAAGCAUGGCCUGACUGAGCAAUGUACCUGAAACAUCUGGAUGUUACUCUCAAUGUAUCUUUAAGUGCACUGCUGAAGCCAGGUUACCAUUAGUGCCCCUACACUUUUGGUAUUUCCUCUUCUGUGCUGCUGUAGUUCUUCUCAGCUCCCAGUAAAGAUGGGCGUGCAUUAAGUAGAGAGGGAGAUGCUGAAAGCUGCUCUGGUCCUGAUUCUGCCCCUAAGCCAUAACCAGAGCUCAGCUGCACGUACCUGCUGUUUGGUCCUGGGUUGCUACUUCUCUGCUCCCCUCAAGAUGCCAGCAGAGACCCAGCCAGGCUGAGCAGCAGGCCCAGGGGAACCUCAUGGGGUUCAAUAAAUCCAAGUGCAAGGUCUUGCACCUGGGUCAUGGCAACCCCUGCUAUCAGUACAAGCUGGGGGAUGUAAGGAUAGAGCACAGCCCUGCUGAAAAGGACCUGGGGGUACAGGUGGAUGGCAGCUGGAUGUGAGCCAGCACUGUGCCCUCGCAGGAAAUGGCUACAAACGAAAAGAGGGGAGAUUUAGGUUGGAUAUAAGGAAGAAGUUUUUUUACGAUGAGGGCAGUGCGGCAGUGGCACAGGUUGCCCAGAGAGGUGGUGGGUACCCCGUACCUGGAGACAGCCUAGGUCAGGAUGGAUGGGGCUCUGGGCACCUGACCUGAUGUAGGUGUCCCUGUUGAUUGCAGGGAGUUGGGCUGGAUGACCUUUAUGGGUUCCUUCCAACUCAAACGAUUCUGUGAUUCUAAGCCUGUUGCUAUGAUAGGAGGAUGUGCCAAGUGACGCACAACAGCAGUAUUUCCCGUAGCUCUGAUUGUAAAUUCUGGCUGUGACAGAGCAGCUUUCUUUGGGAAACCAUUUAUUAUCCUGUGUUAGUCUACGAUCCCACUGAUAGCAGCCAGAGGCUUGUGAGCAUUGGAGCCCGGGGGCCUCGGGGCUUUCUGAGAGCAGCACCUAUGCACGUGUGCCCCGAGCAGCAGGUGGCAGAGAUCCAGUGACCGUGAGAGAGUCGUGCUCUGCAUGGAAAUGUCUUUGGGUUUGCCUUUUAUGUUCUUGGUGAAUGUUAGUUUGUAAGCUUGCAAAGCCUCUCAUCGCUCAUAAAUGAGGCUUGCAAUAUUUAUGGCAAAUACUUACCGCUCCGGCGUUCUAAAUAAAACAUGGUAUGCUGUUCUGAUCUCCUGUCGCCAUCAAUCCUCCUGCCGGUUCAUGGAAGGUAGCUGCUGCUCUGGCUUCUAAGUUACAGUUAGACUCUGUCAGUGCUAUCAGCUGUGCGCAUUUUCUUGAAGCUGUGAAUGUUUCAAUAAUGUCUGCAUUGUAAUUCUGACUGUUUCACUAGUUACAAGCAUUAAUCUGCAUUUUCAUGCCAGUGUUUUCUAAAGAAAAAGCCUUUCUAACAUGUGCUUUAGGCAACCAUCUGCUGAAAAAUAGGAAUAUGAUUAAUGAUGAUGCAAAAACAGAAAAGCAAACAGCAAUGUAAUUUGUCUGUUAUCGUCGAUGUACGUUUUCCUGUUACUUUUGAAUGCACUGCAAUACUGUGAGUAACUGUACGUGGAGUUGUGAACCUGAGGGUGCGGAUAUCCGAAGGUUCCGGCGCCGUGGGCAGGACUUUGGCCCUGCCUGCCUGCGGCACGCGGUGAGAGCAGAGCAUCUUUGUGCCCGUGUGUGAUCGCUGGUAAGAUGGCAGCAGCUCCCUGCUCGUGGAAGUGCCGUGAAAGACUUGUGGACGAGAGCUGCUGCUAUCCAUCGUGCUACUGAUGCCACGCGGGCGGAGCGGCGGUGCGGAGCUCCUCUUACAAACGCUGUGAUCCGAUGGCAGUUUGUAUUACGUUUUGUUGAAUGGUUUUAAAAAUAUUGAUUUUAAUAAUAAAAACUACAUGUCUGUAGGAGGGUGUCCUUCUGUAA
Molecule: messenger RNA, 6599 nt
Organism: Numida meleagris (helmeted guineafowl)
Lineage: Eukaryota; Metazoa; Chordata; Aves; Galliformes; Numididae
Gene: KCNIP1
Product: potassium voltage-gated channel interacting protein 1
Exons: 8
Coding region: 1431-2081 (216 amino acids)
Biological process (GO): regulation of potassium ion transmembrane transport
Cellular component (GO): voltage-gated potassium channel complex
Molecular function (GO): calcium ion binding; potassium channel regulator activity; transmembrane transporter binding
Source: RefSeq, a predicted model, not a curated record